AUGGGCGUCCCUGAUGAUGAGAUUUUGUAUGUUGCUCCUCUCUCUGUCAUUCCUGGCGUGAACAUCGAUUUGAACCAACCCAUCUCCAUUGAUGCCUCCACUUCUGCAUGCUCCAAUCAAGGUAAUCCCUCUAGUAUUCCAUCUGGCUCAACUCCUGUCACUAAUUCUAAGAAAGGAACACACUAUACUGAUCGUGUUAUAAGAGACGUAGUUACUAGAAUUCUUAAUGAAGGCCACUCUGUGAAGGGAGUUACUACUCCCCUUGCUCAAAUCUAUCCCUCUCUUGAGGUUGAACAACCUAGUGGUAAGGGUGAUGAUUCUUCCAGUUCUGAAAAGGACUUGGCUGCUGAAGGGUUGCACUUUCUAGGGCAGACCGUGUUUGAAAAAGGGAAAUCUGUGGCCUCUAACACCUCUAAUACUUCCCACUCUGAGAAGCAUGAUGAUGCAAAUGUUGUAAUUAAUCUAGAGGAUGGUAGCUCUGAUGAUCAAGAGGAAAGCUUGAUUCAUCACAUGAAGCCAAAUGUGGCUAAACGCAUGAAGACUCGUAAAGGAAAAUCUGUGGUUGAACUUAUGUCAUCCAAAAAAGCUAAGAAGACUGCUGGUAUUGGUCCCUCCAAACCAUGGAGCAAGUUUGAAAUAAAGAAGAGGAAGGUCAGAGAUGAUUCUGAGCCUGAAGAGGAUGUUGAGGAAGAUGUCCCUGACAUCUCGCCUGCAAAGAAAACUACUGUUAGGAAGUCUCCUGUUAAAAUACAUGAUGUUCAUUUGGUUAACAUCUCCUUCCAUCUUGAGGAUGGAGCUACUAAGUGGAAAUUUGUGAUUCAGAGAAGGGUAGCUGUGGAAAGGGAAUUAGGAAAAGAUGUUGCUGAUGUCAAGUAG
Lathyrus oleraceus (garden pea) is the source of this 876-nucleotide messenger RNA. RefSeq lists its product as uncharacterized. The record is from RefSeq and is a predicted model, not a curated record. The coding region runs from base 1 to 876 and encodes 291 amino acids. NCBI's taxonomy places the organism in Eukaryota, Viridiplantae, Streptophyta, Magnoliopsida, Fabales, Fabaceae. The transcript has a single exon.